This is a messenger RNA of Loxodonta africana (African savanna elephant), 3574 nucleotides long. It is a transcript of the gene NDUFA9, whose product is annotated as NADH:ubiquinone oxidoreductase subunit A9. The coding region runs from base 73 to 1215 and encodes 380 amino acids. The transcript is spliced from 11 exons. Gene Ontology annotation, molecular function: protein-containing complex binding. NCBI's taxonomy places the organism in Eukaryota, Metazoa, Chordata, Mammalia, Proboscidea, Elephantidae. Gene Ontology annotation, cellular component: mitochondrion. The record is from RefSeq and is a predicted model, not a curated record.
UGCGCAGACAGGUUUGGAGGUAAAUUUUGGCCCAGAUUAGUCGCCGUAGCCGUAGCCGUGUCCGUGGGGAUUAUGGGAAAGAUGGCGGCCGCCGUUCAUCGUCUGGUUUUCCGGGACUUUCCAAUGUCACGUUCUGGUAUUACUGCAAUAGCCACAUCCGUGUUUCCUGGCCCCCCCCAGCGCCAGCUUCAUCAUGUGCUCAGGCCUCACGGGAAAGGUGGGCGUUCCUCAGUCAGUGGGAUUGUGGCCACCGUGUUUGGAGCGACAGGAUUCCUGGGCCGAUAUGUUGUCAACCACCUUGGUCGUAUGGGGUCACAGGUGAUCAUACCCUAUCGGUGUGAUACAUAUGACCUCAUGUACCUUCGUCCCAUGGGUGACCUGGGCCAGAUUAUCUUCCUGGAAUGGAAUGGGAGAGACAAAGAUUCCAUCCGAAGAGCGGUGGAACACAGCAACGUGGUCAUCAAUCUUGUUGGGCAAGACUGGGAAACUAGAAAUUUUGAUUUUGAGGAUGUCUUUGUGAAGAUUCCCCAAGCAAUUGCUCAAGUGUCCAAGGAAGCUGGAGUUGAAAGACUGAUUCAUGUGUCUCAUCUGAAUGCUGAUAUUAAAAGCUCUUCUAGAUAUCUGAGAAAUAAGGCUGUUGGAGAGAAAGAAGUGAGAGAUACAUUUCCGGAAGCCACUAUCAUAAAGCCAUCGGACAUCUUUGGAAGAGAAGAUAGAUUCCUCAACUAUUUUGCAGGUGGUCGCUGGUUUGGUGGUAUGCCUCUUGUUUUCUUGGGCCUACGGGCAGAGAAACAACCAGUAUAUGUUGUAGAUGUAGCCAAAGGAAUUGUUAAUGCAAUUAAAGAUCCAGAUGCCUGUGGGAAAACCUUUGCCUUCACUGGGCCAAAUCGAUACCUCCUCUUGGACCUGGUGCAGUAUGUCUUCGCUGUGACUCAUAGAUCCUUCUUCCCAUACCCCUUGCCACGUUUUACCUAUCAAUUGAUAGCAAGACUCUUUGAGAUGAGCCCGUUUGAGCCCUGGACGACGAGGGAUAAAAUGGAACGGGUUCAUCUCACAGACAUGAAAUUGCCUCACCUGCCUGGCUUAGAAGACCUUGGUAUUCAGGCAACACCCCUGGAAGCCAAGGCCAUUGAGGUGCUCCGUCGUCAUCGCACUUACCGCUGGCUGUCUUCUGAAACUGAGGAUGCGAAGCCGGCCAAGACAGUCAACGUUUAGUGGCCCUUGUGCAGCCCUUGGUUUUUGGUGUCAUUCAGUUUCACCUGGCUAGCAACCACCUACUUUCUUCCUGUACAUAGUGAAUAAGAUCUAUUAAAAUGUCUGAGAUUAAUUUCUGCAGCAGCAUUUUCUUUUUUGAUUUAUUGAGUGAGAAAUUCAGUCACUUAGAACUUGAGCAUAAAAAAAAAAAUUUUUUUUUUUUUUAUAGCUUCCUGUAUAUACAUGUAUGUGUAUCAUUUAUUCUCUCAAAUAGUGGGGGGUGUGUUGAAUUCCCCUAUGUCAAGCUACUUCUAGCAUAUGUUCUGGAAGAUAAGGACGUCUCUUUGAUGUCAAAUUAUUGUGAAGACCCUGAGUGAUAGGUGAUUAUCUUAAUAUCCAUUAAUUGAGAAAAUAUACAAUGUCCUGUACUAAUCUGAAUUUAUUCACACUUCGGGUUUUUAAAAUUUUUCUUAAUGAUAUCUACAUACAUUUGGAAAAUGGUAGUACAUGUACAUAAGAACAUUGUAGACGUGGAUUCUCAAGCCCCUUGCAGUAACUGCAUAGUCUUCUACUUGAAUCUGAGCUGAGGCCUCCAUCCCUGUGCUGUAAGGACCACAUCUGGAUUACUGUCUAGAUUAUACAUGGAUGUAGACAGAUUCUCUUCUCUGAAAAGCAGAUGUCACAGCCUCUCUGUCACUGACGCAUGUUUGAAUUGGGACUUUUUGCUUACAUUGUUAAUAUUGCAGCAAAGAAUGAGAUGAAUCAUUGAUUUAGUGUUGGCUGAUCCCUCAGUGGAAACCCUGGUGGUGUAGUGGCUAAGUGCUACAGCUGCUAUCGAAAGGUUGGCGGUUCAGAUCCACCAGUUUGAAUCCCUCAGUGUGGUAUGACUGAAAACUCCCAUAUUCAGUGGUAAAGCCAACACACCACUAUCCUCGGUGACCCAAGGUUCUACUGCAAUCCACUAGACUUAGUUCUCUGAUCUUUAGGAUGCGAAUGUCAGUAAAAGCCUAUCCAGUUAUAUUAAUACCCGUCUCAUCUUUACAGAAACAGGUACAUGAACGUUGAAGGUGAGUUCUCUACCCACCCAUGUGAAGCACAAGAAUCUUUCUGUCCCCAAGCAAAAAUGUGCUACUCCAAGUGUGGUGUCCAUGUACCAGCAGCAUCAGCAUCACCUGGGAGCUUGUUAGAAAUACAGAAUGCCAGGCCUUACUCCAGACCUGUUGAAACAGAAUCUUCAUUGUAACAAGGUCCCCCAGGAGAUUUCGUAUGCACAUUAGAGAGAGAAGCACCGGCCUAGAGAUCACCUGCAUCACAGUUCAGGGGGCUGCUGCUUGCUAAUUUAGCUCCCUGGGUCCCAUCCCAGACCUACUGAACCAGACUCUCUGGAGGUGGGGCCUAGGAAUUUUAUCAAGCAUAUCAGUUUAUUUGCAUGUACAUUAAUAUGAGAAUCAGCGGUCUGGGGAAAGGAGCCCAAGUCCAGCUUUACUUUUUUUUUUUCCUUCAGAUAUAACGUCUCCUGUUACUUUGGGUGGAAACCCUGGUGGCAUAGUGGUUAAGUGCUACGAUUGCUAAACUAAUGGUCGGCAGUUCAAAUCCCCCGGAGUUGACUCAACGGCAACGGGUUACUUUGGGUGCUGGCCACAAGCAGGCCAGUAGGCACACAGAAUUUGAUUUUAAAAGAAAUAGUGAUUCUAUAAUGGACAGUGUCCUUUUUUAUAGUAUUUGUAUGUUUUAGCAAUACUGGUUUUCAUCUCUUUAAAUUUUUUUAUAACCCAUGAUUCUAAAUACUUGGUUUUUCUAAAACCAUAAUUCAACCAGCAUAGUUUUUCUUUCCUUUCACAUCUAGUACCCCCUUUUUUAUAGGAAAUAUUUUAUAAUACACCCUUUAUUCUGAUAGAAGGAUUGUAGUUACAAUAUAACCUAUCUUUUUUUUUAUACAUGUAAUCAAAAAUAAUGUAAUACCUUAUAUAAUCAAGAAGUUUAAAGGAAAGUAAUACAUAAUAAAAUAAUGUAUAUCUCAAUAUAUAGAUGUGUGAGCACAAUCACACCCAGUACAAUGUUGUCAGUUGCUUACACCCCUGUGGACAAUCGUCAUGGAUGCAACAGGGACAAAUGCAGACUGUCCUGAUACAGGUGUGGUUGUAUUGGCCACUUAAAUACCAUGAACAGCAUUGAUACUUAAGUCAACUCCUGAAAUUGUGAACAAGUUCUAUAAAGCUCAGAACAAAACAUGAACCUCCGUAUAUUUACAUUAUACUUGCUUUUCUAGAAAACUGGGCUUCUGUUAAACAAUACCAAAAAUCUUUUAUAUGUAUCUGUAAAAAAAAGUUAGAGCCUAAGUUCAGAUGACUAUAAAUGGGUUUUUGAAUGUCACGUAGAA